Messenger RNA from Drosophila rhopaloa, 492 nucleotides. RefSeq lists its product as uncharacterized. The coding region runs from base 24 to 374 and encodes 116 amino acids. The record is from RefSeq and is a predicted model, not a curated record. NCBI's taxonomy places the organism in Eukaryota, Metazoa, Arthropoda, Insecta, Diptera, Drosophilidae. The transcript has 2 exons.
CUGCAAAGUCAGUCAGUGUCAACAUGUCGUCGUGGGUUGUCUCCACCACCGAGCUGUACGAUUGUGGUGCCAAUGGCGCAACAUCCUCAUCCACGUCCACAUCCGCUCGGCACACUCGACUGAUCCUCCUGGUUUGGCAUAAUCUGGCGGAGAAGUGCCAAAAAAUUGGAACCUUUUUUAGGCGCGAAACAAACAAACCGCUGCCCAAAGAACUGAGGCGAUCGUUACGUCUUAACAAAUCGGCCAGGCGAAAAGGCUAUCGGAGUUGCGAGAGCGAGGCAGAUAAACGGCUGAUGAAAGAACGUUUAAACGAACCCGCGAACAUAUCCAUACGAAUGGGACCUGCCUUCGACUAUAGGACAUCGAAUUUCUGACCGAUUUUGAAAAGGAAACCAGGACAUCGAACUUCGAAUUUGUUAGCUCUGUUGCUAAUUUAGCUUAAGAUGUAAUGUUGGCUGUUGUAAUCUGUUAUUAAAGUUUAAAUUUUACCCA